AUGCCGCGCGCCUCAGGGGUCUCGAAUCCCCCGGCAGCCGCCGCCACCGCCUCGGCCGCCGCCGCCGCAUCCUCCAGGAACGUGAGCAGAAAUGCUGGACACUCUGGCCCAUCUUGCAGUGCACCUGUGUAUCAGUUGUUUCGCCCUGUUACUCGUUCUAUGACCUGUGGGUCUGAUCCUAUCGUGGCUUCACCUGGUUUCAAGCACUCAGUUAGCUGCUUCACGAUUGACUGCCACUCAUGCCCGGACCCCUCUAAAGUGACUUCAUCUGGUUGGAAACCUCUUACUCAACCUGUUGCUCUGAAUGAAGAGAGGAAAUGUGCAAGCCUUACAAUCAACCCUACUGCUAAGCGUUCCAGAGUUGCUUCUUCCCGAGCUGUCAAAGAUUCAAUCAACCAUUCAGCUUCAAAAGCUAACUCAAACGUUGCCAGUGGCAAGAAGUACAGAGAUGAAGAAAUUGUGAGCCUGGGCGAUCAGUCAGAUGGAGCUGUCAUGCCAUCUCCCACAAAGAAGCUACAAAUAUGCAAAGGCCUUUCAGAUGCACCUUCAAUAAGGAAAUCAACUAUCAGAAUCCUGGGUGUUAAGGGAGCUGCUCUACCACCCACAGGGAAAUCUCAAAUUGAAACUGGGAAAAGCUUUGCUAAUGCUCCAGCAGAAGUGAUUUCUGCUAGUACAAAUGAGAUCAGUCAGUCAGAUAAUGCAGCUGUCCCAUCACUUGCACAGCAAUUGCAACCUGACACUGCAAAGAACUCCAGUGUCACCAUGCAUAUCCAUGAAACAAGUAAAGUCAAUCAGUUGGCUGCUACAGUUGCUACAUUACCAAGGCCGAUCCUUCAAAAUGAUUACAAUAAGAAGCCUUCCUAUGUACCAAUAAUGGCUAACCAGGCCAGUGGGUUGGCUGGUGCGACUGCUCCCUUGAUUACACCAAAGUUAGAAAUCGGAAACAUGAAGGACAGUUCCAAUCCUCUCUCAAAUCCUGCUUACACAAGGGCGCUUUUAAUCAAGCAGCAAGAGCAGCUGCUUCAGCAAUUUAAAUUGGGUAGUUCACAGCAGCAGCGGCAGGAACAGCAGCUCUACAUAAAAGGGCCAGCUCUGUUUGAGAAUGAUGACCCGCCACCGGUUGAGCCGCUGGGAACAAGGUGCCAGCUCUGCAAGCUUGAUAUUGCUUUCCGGCCACAAGGGGAUGCUGGCCGUGAUGCCAAUGCUCCUCCAGUCGUUGCGGUUCUGGCAUGCCACCAUGUGUUCCACAGCAGCUGGCCACAGAGGAUCCGCGUCUCCGCGAACAUGGCUACGGGAGAAGUGGUUGUUGCUGGCGGGGAGCGAGGGAGCAGCCAGGCAUGGAGGAGCCCGUUCCGGCUGAACCCCCCAGGAUUUUCUGGAAGUCAAGGAGAUCAGGACCGUGAGAUCAAUGGACUGAACGAGCAGUUAGAGGAAGACUCCCGUGUGCUGGAGCUUCUACAGAAGCAGCUUGCCGAUGAGCGCAAGAAGCGGGCAGAGAUUGAGAAGGAAAAUUCUAUGCUUCAUGAGCAGGUGACCAUGCUGAUGAACAUGCUGGACGAAAAUGAGGGUUUUGAUGAGGACGGAGAAGCUCCGCAGCCCGAUUCCUUUGAUUAA
Messenger RNA from Miscanthus lutarioriparius, 1614 nucleotides. NCBI's taxonomy places the organism in Eukaryota, Viridiplantae, Streptophyta, Magnoliopsida, Poales, Poaceae. The record is from the annotation of a GenBank genome assembly.